Molecule: messenger RNA, 2173 nt
Organism: Blastomyces dermatitidis ER-3
Lineage: Eukaryota; Fungi; Ascomycota; Eurotiomycetes; Onygenales; Ajellomycetaceae
Exons: 3
Coding region: 630-1742 (370 amino acids)
Source: RefSeq, a predicted model, not a curated record
UGAGAGAGCAUGGAGAAAAGGAGGAUGGAGGCAAUAACGAUCAAAAUCCCGUUGUCUUCUCAAAUUGGGGACUGACUCCAUUCAUAUACGAAGCAGCAGUAUCUUCGAGACCCCUGCAGCUCCGGGCGAAGGGAGGCAAGCCCUCGCAACGAACAACAGUUGUCCGAGUGGGGGUUUUGCAUGAAGAUGGGGAUAGCUGGAUGGAAUAACUGGCGAUCCCUCAUUAUCCACGCUGUUCAGAUAUCAGUGGCAGAAUCACGAAGGUGUCUGUCAUGGUCAUCUGCUACAUAUAGGGCUAAUAAACGGGAAGACACGCCCGGAGAGAACAUCUGCAGAUGAACCACGGGGCAGAUGGGCCUUAGAUUGCUUGAGGGUUGUGGAAAUAAUAUCAACAGUUAGUUAACUUAGUUAUGUUACAGCGGCCGGCUUACUAAAUAAUGCUAACAAGGGGGUGAAUGAGGCUCACCUCCCGCAAGGUUUGAUCAACUUCCUCCAUCUUUUAGUCUUCCUCUCAGCUGCCUUUCUUUUUGUGGUCUUUUAUCUCAAUAAACACGUUCUGUGUCUUUCUUGUGUCUCUCCUUACUGUGGUUUCAUUUUUAUAUAUCUCGUCGUUCCUUUCGGUGGCUGACAUGUCUGCUGUUGCCCAUCACCUGGUCCGUCGAGGGAUGGACGCCACGUCCGGCUACCUAUCACCAACUUCAAACGACGACAAUGAAGAGCGACGCAAACUAUCAGUCUGGGCCAUACUGGUGUUCUCUGUGACUGCUAUAGUGUUCGGCCUUAUUUCUUUCGCCAUUCAAUAUACCUAUGGCACGGUCGUUGCAACAUUGGCUGUGGUGGAAGAUCCCCAUCCGGAUAUUUAUGAGCGCAUCAGGGACAGUCCCGAUGACUCCAGUAAAACAACCAACGCAGUUCGCCCUGGUCCCGAUGUCGCUCUUGAACGCCUGUUCCCUGUCACCAGCACCCUGCGCUCCGCCAUCCUCCAUCUUCGUGCCCGUGCCGGUCCCUGGUCCCGCUUCCGAGGGUUGGGAAUCUACAUGUGCUUGGUGAUUAGCCGUUCGAUCCUUUCCCAAUUCUUUACCUUUGGCCGUGGUAACGACCUGAGCCAUCCCCUACAUUCCUUCGGCCGUAUUGCCGCCGAAGUGGUUUCCGCCCCUCUGGCGCUUGCCUGGGUCCACAUUGUAAUUUCAGAGCCCUCUGCCAAACGCUUUUGGAGACGCAUCCCUGGAUAUAGCAGCUGGGUGAAGAUUGCUCCCGCUGUUGCCCUUCAGUCGGUGGCUUCGCAACUCACCUUUAUCUUACCUGCCCAUCUAGCGAUGAGAAGCCGAGUAUGGAGUGUGAACGAGGGCAAUCCACUCUCAGACCCAGAAUUCGACCUCCGCGCCGAGGUUGCUAUAGCCAUCGGCUCUUUUCUCCUCGCCAUAUGUCUGACACUCCUUAUUGAGCUUCCAGCCACCGUGACCAUGAUCCGAGUCGCGGCAUCUAUUCUCCCUGAUCAAGAGGAGACCAUUGUGCCCUUCGAUCGCACUUUUGGUGGAAAGGUUCAGCCGGCUAUCUUGGGAGGUAGCGGCAAGAUUGGCCUGUUGGAUGCCUGGAAGACCUUCACCUGGCCAUCGCGUGUCCGUCUCCUCAAGGUUCUAGUGAAAACCUUCGCCAUGAUGGUCCCAGUCACGGUUGCCUGCGCUAUCGUCAUUGCUGGCGAAGCUAGUCUUAUGAAGGAGAAGAUGUUUGUGCAGGCGUAGGUUUCCCUUGUUUUUCGUUUGGCAAAGUUAUAUACAUAUAUUCAGUGGCCCCCUAGGGGCGACUAGCUAGCCUGGAAAGCAAGUUCGACCCUGGCUGUCAUGGAGAUUUAACUACAUGUUUCCGAUUUCUAUGUUUCGUCCCCUCUCCCCUCGAGCACAAUCAAGUGAAGUAUCGGGCAGGUUUUCCCCAUGUUCAAUAUUUUAACCAGCUUCUACAUUUUUCUCUGCAUUUUUCUCCGUUCUCUUCAUUCGUUCGACCUGUAUUUCUUGUCCCUUUUGUAGCCUCCAAUCCUCACUUUGAGCUGUUAUAGUUUUCAAUACGAUCUUUAUUGUGUAUAUUCCGUACGUUGCGAAUAUGAUUUUACUAUCUGCCAUGGAUGUGCAUAUUUUUCAAGCGCCCUUCUUCCGCUAGCAAAUCCGCCGUUCCAAAA